This is a messenger RNA of Puccinia triticina, 453 nucleotides long. RefSeq lists its product as uncharacterized. The record is from RefSeq and is a predicted model, not a curated record. Lineage: Eukaryota; Fungi; Basidiomycota; Pucciniomycetes; Pucciniales; Pucciniaceae. The transcript is spliced from 2 exons. The coding region runs from base 1 to 453 and encodes 150 amino acids.
AUGCCAACGGCCUCCUCCUCCAAGUCUCCCUUGGCCACUCUUGUGAGCGGAUGCGGCGCCAGCGUAGACAUCAAAAAGUCAGAAUACUUAACGCUUGAUGACCGCCUGAUGGACUCUGCCUCCAGUGAUGAUCCCUCCUUGAAAAUAAUACUCAAUGGCCAAAAACAACAGGAGACACAGCUUUAUUUUUCUGAGCAGGGCAAGCUCAAGCUGUUGAAGACAGCCGAGAUUUUCGAUAUUGGCGCCAAGGCUACUCAACAGGUCCUUUCCUCGCCUUCACCUUUAUCGGCUUUACGGUGCUUCACCAAUGACUUUCCGUUGAGACUGAGUGCACAUACUUUUGUGAAUGAAUGGGUGCCUGGAAGGAGCUCUUGGGAGCUGAGACACAAGCUGAAGGAGAACGCGGCCGACGGCACCCCCCGGUACCUUGUCCAUGCCUCUGUCCUGCCCUGA